UAUGGUUUAAUGUCAUAAGAUUGAACGAACGUACGUGAUGCUCCGUUUCUUCCCAGCUCUUUCAUGAUUUUGAUUUACUUGAUUAUUUUGUUUGUUACAUACAUGUCAGUUUUUAAUAAUUAUUGAUAAUGUAUUCUUAUGAGACAAAGCAUAUUUCCCAUUCAAGUUGCAGUAUUCUUGAGCGAAGUUUUAUAAUAAAUAAAAAUAAAAAGAAAAUUAAAGAAACUUUAGUUUGGUGUACAGUUAAUAUUUGUUUGCUUUGCCUACUAUUAUAUGAUUUUUUUUCAACAUGUCCUUUAUAUUUGAAUUAUUAUCACUAUAUUGAAUGUGGUUUGAUAAUAAUAUUUUCAAUAAACAUCUUUUAUUACAUAUUGAGACUAGGAAAACUUUAUAUUAAUUCAUCUGACAUGUCCAUAGCACAAACUGAACAAAGCAAACUGUUACUUAAAAGCAGUUCAGAUCCAAGCCACAAAAUUGCAACAUCAGUUAAGUCAAUUACAUAUUUGUCAAGUCUCGGAUCUAACAAUGUUUUGGGAACUCCUAUGAAUGUAUCAGAAUUAAGUUGGAGAUCAACUGCCUCAUCCGGUGAAAGUUUUCAUUUUUCGGCGCCAUCCUCACCCAGUUAUCAGAAAACUACUAGUACCGAUAUUUCGCAAUUUUCUCCAGUUGGCAUUGGUCGCCAUUCACCGUCUUUUGCAAAACAGUCCUCCCCACCUAUUUUGCGAUUUCAAAAUAGUUUGGUUGAUAUUAUUGAUGAUGAAGACAGUUUGGAUCAGUACAUCAAGGAUCAUGAAGCAUCAGAAAAGGUGAACAAGAUAUCAGAAAAGUCCCAAAGCUCCUUCAACCUUCUUAGUUCAUUCUGGAGUCACCCAGUUGCAAAGACUACCAAGGAUAUUUCAUCAUUUUUGAGUAAAAGCCAAUAUCAGUUAGCAACUCAGUCUCUAACAAAACGUCUAAGCAGAAGUCCAUCUAAACCAGAAGAUCAAACCUCAUUAGCUUCAAAUAUUUCCGCCUUAGAAGUGUGGACUAGAAUUAAUGUCGAUACUGUAGCUUUAACCAAAUGGAACGAGAAUCUGCGAAGAUGGAUAUCUCAAACUAUUAUUGAAAGGUUGGUUAAGGAAUUUGAUGUAAUAAAUGAUUCACUAGAGAAACAUGGUAUGACAGAUAUAAGGGUAGGAAGCGUUGGACUCGAUAGACUCAGGAAAACUUCCCAAAUGAUUCAAAUCACUCAAUUUAUUCCUUCAUUAACUACAAUAAUCCCAUUUCUAGAAGUUCAUGCUAAUCAAGACUAUUUAGAAAAGAGAAUACGAGAACUCGCCAAAGGUGGUUGUAUGAGUGAAUUUAAAUGGAACAGAGGAGGUAGUUAUAAUGGUAAAGAAUGGGAUGAUUCUUUACCAACAGAUUGUUCUGUUAUUAUGCAUUUAUUUGCUUCUUAUCUUGAUACACAAUUGAUGCCAUCGCCUAAUAUGCCAGACACUAAGGCUUUUAGUGGGCAUUACUAUGUUAAGGCUACAGAGAAAAUGGCACCCUCCACUCCAAAUACUGUAUACAUUCAUGAAGUUUCAGAAAAACCCCCUCAUUAUAGGAUUAUUGUUGGAGAAAAGAGUUAUGAAAUGGUUAAGGGCUACAAUAACUUGUUUCACAGCAUCUUGUUCUUCAUAUACCAUGUAAAUAAAAUUGAACAAGGAAUGUUAGGUCGUGUGAACCUUGGAAGGGCAGGUGUAAACAUGUUAUGGAUUAUAGGUUUAAAUGAAUAGGGUAUUUUUGUAAAUUCUUAAUUAAAAAUUUGUGAACUGUCAUGAUCUAUUUUGAUUUUGUUGUGAAUGGUGGUAGUGUGUUCGGCAGUUGGAAAAAUAGGUUUCAAUUUUAUUGGUUUGGUUCGGCCAUUUCUUACAAUAAUAUUUUUUAGGCAUAUUGUCAAAAUAAGUCCUAACAUUAA
Messenger RNA from Cylas formicarius (sweet potato weevil), 1939 nucleotides. Its product is annotated as transmembrane protein 209. The record is from RefSeq and is a predicted model, not a curated record. The transcript has 10 exons. Bases 129 to 1757 code for a protein of 542 amino acids. Gene Ontology annotation, cellular component: membrane. NCBI's taxonomy places the organism in Eukaryota, Metazoa, Arthropoda, Insecta, Coleoptera, Brentidae.